Molecule: messenger RNA, 1698 nt
Organism: Epinephelus lanceolatus (giant grouper)
Lineage: Eukaryota; Metazoa; Chordata; Actinopteri; Perciformes; Serranidae
Gene: ndufv1
Product: NADH:ubiquinone oxidoreductase core subunit V1
Biological process (GO): mitochondrial electron transport, NADH to ubiquinone
Cellular component (GO): respiratory chain complex I
Molecular function (GO): NADH dehydrogenase (ubiquinone) activity; FMN binding; NAD binding
Source: RefSeq, a predicted model, not a curated record
CAGCUGAGCUGUGUUGUUGAUGACAACUUCCGGCUGUGUCCAUCCACUUCCUGUCUGAUUUCGUAAACUCGGGACGAGAGAAGGAAGAAUGUUGGCCCUGUCUCGAGCAGUGGUGUGUGGGGUGGCCCGUGCUCCAGCUGCGGUCAGUCAGGGUGGAGUGACCGCUAUCGCCCGAUUCAACAGCACAGCACAGAGUGCUCCCAAGAAAACAACAUACGGACCUCUGGCAGAUGAGGACAGAAUUUUUACAAACCUUUACGGCCGCCAUGACUGGAGGCUGAAGGGGGCGCUGAAGCGUGGCGACUGGUACAAAACAAAGGAGAUCCUUUUGAAGGGAGUUGACUGGAUUCUCAAUGAGAUCAAGGUUUCUGGCCUUCGUGGGAGAGGUGGAGCUGGUUUCCCAACAGGCAUGAAGUGGAGCUUUAUGAACAAGCCCAGCGAUGGCAGGCCAAAGUAUCUGGUGGUGAACGCAGAUGAGGGAGAACCUGGCACCUGUAAGGACAGGGAGAUUAUGAGGAAUGACCCACACAAGUUGGUGGAGGGCUGCUUGGUGGCUGGGAGGGCCAUGGGGGCCCGUGCUGCUUAUAUUUAUAUCAGAGGAGAGUUCUACAAUGAGUCAUCCAACCUGCAGAUAGCUAUCAAUGAGGCCUAUGCUGCUGGACUCAUUGGAAAGAACGCCUGUGGCUCUGGUUAUGACUUUGAUGUGUUUGUGAUGCGUGGUGCUGGAGCGUACAUCUGCGGAGAGGAGACUGCUCUUAUCGAGUCCCUGGAGGGGAAGCAGGGGAAGCCCCGUCUGAAGCCCCCAUUUCCUGCUGACGUGGGUGUGUUUGGUUGCCCAACAACUGUUGCCAAUGUGGAGACCGUAUCCGUGGCACCCACCAUCUGUCGUCGUGGUGGCACGUGGUUCCUGGGCUUCGGCAGGGAGAGAAACUCCGGCACAAAGCUCUUCAACAUCUCUGGCCAUGUAAACCACCCCUGCACUGUAGAAGAGGAGAUGUCCAUCCCUCUGAAAGACCUCAUCGAGAGGCACGCAGGUGGAGUGCGUGGUGGUUGGGAUAACCUUCUGGCUGUAAUCCCCGGUGGAUCCUCAACUCCCCUUAUUCCCAAGAAUGUAUGUGAAGACGUGCUGAUGGACUUUGACGGCCUCAUCCAGGCUCAGACUGGCCUGGGCACAGCUGCACUCAUCGUCAUGGACAAAUCUACUGACAUUAUUAGAGCCAUCGCCCGCCUGAUUGAGUUCUACAAGCAUGAGAGCUGUGGCCAGUGCACACCCUGCAGAGAAGGCGUGGACUGGAUGAAUAACAUGAUGUGGCGUUUUGUGCGAGGCGAUGCACGGCCAGCUGAGAUAGACAUGAUUUGGGAGCUCAGUAAGCAGAUUGAGGGACACACUAUCUGCGCCCUGGGAGAUGGUGCAGCCUGGCCAGUGCAGGGAUUGAUCAGGCACUUCAGGCCUGUGAUGGAAAGCCGAAUUGCUGAACACCAGCAGCAGCAGCAGCAGCAGGCCAGGGCUUGAUUCGCUCCUCCAGCUCUUUGAACUCGUUCCUCCGCCUCAUUUUCCUUUAACCCUGUGCCCUUGUCAUUGACAAGUUAUUUAAAGCGAUAAUGUGCCGUCUUAUCACCUCAUCGUCAAGUUUUACAUUGAUGUGUCUGCCUUGUCUGAUGAAAUCACCAAUAAAAUUCUAUGAACCUUAAACUAAA